Molecule: messenger RNA, 1560 nt
Organism: Suillus bovinus
Lineage: Eukaryota; Fungi; Basidiomycota; Agaricomycetes; Boletales; Suillaceae
Product: cytochrome P450
Exons: 13
Coding region: 1-1560 (519 amino acids)
Molecular function (GO): iron ion binding; heme binding; monooxygenase activity
Source: RefSeq, a predicted model, not a curated record
AUGUUACUGCUGCUGCUGCCUCGCCUACCCAUCUCUGACAACACACAGUUCGUCCUCGGUGUUACGGCUUGUCUUGUGGUCGUGGUAGCCAUUACUCAGGCUUAUCGCCCUAGAUCAAAGAAUGGCUUUCAUCUCCCACCUUCUCCUCCUAAUCGGAGACUUAUGGGACACUCCCUUCCCCCUCGCAAUCCAUUUCUUACUGUAGCAGAAUGGAUUGAUGAAUACGGUCCUUUAAUUACUAUUCGCGCAGCAACUGAGAAAGUCGUUAUUAUUGGUCGCUACAAAGCAGUGGUAGACAUUAUGGAGAAGCAGGGCGGAAUGCUGGCUGAUCGCCCUCCCAUGAAUGCUGGACAAAUGCUUACCGGUGGAUUGUUCAUUAGUCUUGCGGGCAUUGGGGAUAGGUUCCGUCGGAUGCGUAGCCGUUCAUACGCAUCUCCAACUAAAGCAGCCGAGGCGUAUCAGCCUCUGCAGAUGUCAUUUGCGAAGAACACGGUUCUUAACAUUCUUGAUGAUCCAUCCAACUUCCAUAACCACGUGUUAAGUUAUGCUGUGAUGACGAUUUUGAAAGUGGCAUAUGGAAAGAAUACACCGACGUCAGCGACUGACCCCGAAGUCAGAGAGAUCCGUCAGUUUAUGAAUGUAUUUACGACAAUCGUACGCCCUGGCACUUAUUGGGUGGACACGAUACCCUGGCUCAGAUACCUUCCUUGGUACGGCAGAGAAUUAAAAAGAGGGUUUGAGAAUUCCCAGAAAGUCUACUCUAGUCAUAUGAACCGCUUGAAACAAGAAUUGCAGAGUAAUGUGGACGUCGGUCAUUCGUUCGGGAGAUAUGUGCUAGAAAAUGAACAUCUCCUUGGUUUGUCAGAGCUGGAGGCGCAUUUUCUUCCUGCCAACAUUUUUGCGGCUGGCCUCGACACAAGUCAGACUGUUGCGACAAUAUGCACAGUGCUAAUGGCAGCUGCAUGUUUUCCCGAGGAGCAAGCUAAAGUCCAGGCUGAGCUUGAUGAGGUUGUAGGAAGGUACCGUGCACCGACCUUCGCUGACCGACAAUCCCUUCCUCUCCUGCACGCCUUCAUAUCCGAGGCUUUCAGAUGGAGACCAGUGACUCCCAAUGGGUUUCCUCACCGAACAACUGAAGACGUGAUUUGGGAAAACUAUUGCAUUCCCGCCGGAACUACGGUACUCGGUAGCAAUUGGGCCAUCUCGCGAGAUUCAGAAGUUUACCCUGACCCUGACGUGUUCAAGCCUCAGCGUUGGAUCAAUGAUCAAGGUGGUUUGAGAGACGAUCUCACAUUUUUUAUCUAUGGGUUUGGUCGGCGCGUAUGCCCCAGUAUACAUCUUGCGAACAGAUCGGUGUGGAUCAACUCGGCCCUUCUGUUUUGGGCCUUCCAGCUCACUCUAGAUCCUACGAAGCCGCUGAAUGACAUGGGCUUCAUGGUGACGCCACAUAUCCCUUGCCAUAUUGUGUUCACACCGAGGAUUCUAGAUGCAGAGAUCAGGGGCAUCAUGGAUAUUUAUCCUGAGGUCAACUCAGAUCGAGCAGUCGCUAUGUCUGUGUGA